UUACUAUAACACAAGAAAAGACUGUUGAAGUAAGGUAUAAUAGAGCACCAUAUACCGGAAUAUCAAGAACAACAGCCUGGAGAAAAAAACAAAAAGUUAAUACAUCGUUAGAAACUGAAGCAUUUCUUGAUUUGUCGCAUCUAUUUCCGGCUGCUAAUAUUAUAAAACGAUUACAGUUGACACAACCACCUUCUGCAACAUUAUUAGAAAAUGCUUUGUCAUUAGUAAAUUUAACACGACUAUCCACAUUAAAACCCUCUAUAAC
Messenger RNA from Racocetra fulgida, 265 nucleotides. The record is from the annotation of a GenBank genome assembly. Lineage: Eukaryota; Fungi; Glomeromycota; Glomeromycetes; Diversisporales; Gigasporaceae.